UUGGUCUGCGUCUCUUGUCCGCUCACGGUCGCCGCCUUCCAACGUCGCCUUGCGCGUUCCGGCCACCGACUCCACGAUAUCCGGGUAGACGAGGAGUUUCGUUCGUGCCUCGGUGCAUCUCCCUUUCCUGUCUCAGGACACCAGACAUCAACCCGGACCCCGAUGUUCCACCAUGUGUGAGCACCAACUGACCCGCCUCGUCGAGAUUACCAACUCCAAAUCCCGGCCGGCCCCUUCACGAUAGAGGGGAAGAUAUCGUAUUGAACCCUCCGCAGGGUUGGUCCAUCCUGCGCGGUGUCGUCUUCCCCGUGGGCUCUGCGGCUUCGUCGCCGUACCAGCGGCCAAAAUGGAUCCCCUCCACCUCACCGAGUUCGCCUCGGAUCGCUAUUUUGAGAAGCUAUCACAACUGAGAGAUGCCUCCGGAAGUCAGGAGGAAGGACAUGCUGUUGAAGGCCCUUCAUUACCACCUCAACCCCUACCGCAAUCGACUUUCAUCCUACCGCUCAGGGCAUCACAAGGAGUGGAAGUAGAAGAGCCUGUUAUUGUGAAGCCAGGUGACCAGAAACGCGAGAAGAGCCGAUUUCUCAGUUUCCGAUCUAAGCUUCUCCCUACAAAGUCUUCAUCAUCAACACCGACAAUAGUAAUACCAACACCACCACCGCCACCACCACCAGCAACAACAACAGCAACAACCACAGAACAAGCCGAAUGGAGGACGUCCAUAGCAGACUCUAACAGGCGAAGCCUUGCGUUUGACGAACUAUUCGUGCAUCUUCCGAAUGAGCUUCAAGUGCAAAUCAUAGCUUCACUUCCGUUGUCGGACAUUUUGAACAUCAGGCUCGCAUCUAGAUCUCUCCACGCGCUCAUAACAUUGAAUGAGGCAACCAUCGUCCGCUAUCACUUGGACCACCACGUACCAGCCUACGCCAAGCGACUCUACCCAGCACCCGAGAAUACACACCCCAGCUUCCAUUAUCUUUGUGGGAUAUGGCACCGACUGCAUGUCGCUGCCAAGUUGGCUUACUUGAUGUGCGAGUGGAUCACGAAGGAAAUAUUUCUCAGGACAACGGAAGAAAAGAAGCAAGAGUUCGCUCCGCAACGGGAACGCAUGCGGCGACGACUUAUACCACUGCUCUUUACCGUCUACCAUUUCUUCGAGACGUAUCGCGAUCUUCAUCUGAAGCACAUCGAGGAGAACGGCGGAUAUGGCCUACUCAAGGAACCCUACACCCUGAAUCCAAUCGAAGCGAAAAUCAUGAACAUGUACGACGACCAGACCCUGCUCCGAGUGCACCAGGUCUUCCCACUCGUCAUCUCCUCUUUUUGUCGACGGCUAAGGCCUCCGUCAUAUGUUGGCCGAGUCGAAGGAGCCCUCCGAGGUUAUCUGAGGGAGAAGCCGCCGGACGAUGUUCACGUCGCCAUCCUCUGCAUCGGCGGCCUGAGACAGGUCGAAAGAUUUUGGGAAGUCAAAGGCUACAACGUCAGGAGAGCGGCCGUCGACACGUGGUAUAGCUCGGUCGUUGAGCCGGAGGCGAAGAAGCGGCGAGGGCUGAUGGGACUGGGGCGGAAAAAGUCGAGCAUCGCAAUUGGGAAACAAGCGGCGCAUGACGGUGCCCAGGCCGGACGGCGCUCGUGGGAUUCUGCUUCGCCGAACUCCAACAGCAACAACUUCAUCUUCAAUACGAGUCUCGCUGCUGGGAUGCCGAUGAGUUCACUAAACAAGGAUCAGCUGAAGUCGCUACUGGCAGACUUGCCGAUAUUGCAGCAGAUCUGGUUGACGACAGCGGAGGCCCUGAUCCUCGACCGGAAGAUCGUCGAGCGGCCGUCGGACAUCAAGCGCAACGCACAGGUCAUGCUGGAGCUGAUCCGCGAGGAGGGAAUUGAAGAGGAGGAUGAGUGGUGGUACGGCACAUCGGCCGCCGAAUCCGUCCGUCCCAACCUCGAAGCCAUCGAAGAAGACGCACUCGAAUGAGAGAGCGUUCCGCCCAGGAUCGAAACAACAGACAAGGGACCUCAGAAGGAGGAUUCCUGUCCUCUCUCCGGCGUUCUUAACCAACUAUAUACUCUGCUACAACUACUUCACUAUAUUUUCUCGGCUGCUAUUCUUCAUGGAGCGAGGUUGGGGCAAACUGGCGUCUCCAAAGACGAGUUGGAACCACGCAAAGCUAUUUUCUCAUUUGUCGUUCUGGAUCACCAUUGAAAAGCAUAUGCA
Messenger RNA from Phialemonium atrogriseum, 2212 nucleotides. RefSeq names its product F-box domain-containing protein. Lineage: Eukaryota; Fungi; Ascomycota; Sordariomycetes; Cephalothecales; Cephalothecaceae. Bases 347 to 1972 code for a protein of 541 amino acids. The record is from RefSeq and is a predicted model, not a curated record. Gene Ontology annotation, molecular function: protein binding. The transcript is spliced from 2 exons.